Clavispora lusitaniae ATCC 42720 is the source of this 3684-nucleotide messenger RNA. RefSeq names its product bifunctional 4-alpha-glucanotransferase/amylo-alpha-1,6-glucosidase (gene GDB1). NCBI's taxonomy places the organism in Eukaryota, Fungi, Ascomycota, Pichiomycetes, Serinales, Metschnikowiaceae. Gene Ontology annotation, biological process: glycogen catabolic process; glycogen biosynthetic process. The record is from RefSeq and is a predicted model, not a curated record. Gene Ontology annotation, molecular function: 4-alpha-glucanotransferase activity; amylo-alpha-1,6-glucosidase activity.
AUGCCGUCUCGAACUGUGCUUCUUAGACUCUCCGACUCCGGAGAACCCCUAAACACAAAUAACGACACGAAUGGUGUCUUGCUUUUGCCGUCAUUGGCUUCCGAAAAGAACCACCAUGAAGAUGAAACAAUUUUUGACUUAAAGAUUGUGCUCAAUGCAGCUGCGAAAGUAAGCCGCAAUGGUGUUUUCAAGACCAAUGCCCCUUUGGACGCAAAAACCAAGUUUCAAAGAGACACCUUCUACGAUGUACCUCUCACCAGCUCGUUUCACAAGGACAUUUCGCUCACAAUUCCAAUUUACAAGCCUGGUCCUUAUGCUUUCUACAUUCGUUACGAAGAGGCUGACAAUACACCAACCGAAACAGACCACUUUUACUUCACAGUACCUCCCCAGCUUUUCAUCAACUCCAAGUAUCUUCCAUUCAACUCCAUCAACUUGCAGACUGUCGUAUCCAAAUGGAUUGGACCAUUAGAUCACUGGAAUGAGUUCUUUGCUUAUGUGGCUAAAAAAGGAUACAACAUGAUCCAUUUUACUCCUUUGCAGGAAAGGGGCCUGUCUGACUCUCCGUAUUCUAUUUACGACCAGCUUCGUUUCGAUCCCAAAUUGUUCGGUAGCAACGAGAAAGCACUGUCCGUCAUCCGUAAUGCCAUGUCACAAAACGGCUUAUUGGCCAUGACUGAUGUGGUUUGGAACCAUACUGCCGACAAUUCAGCAUGGAUUCGUGAUGCACCUGAUGCUGGAUACAAUGCGGAGACAGCGCCACAUUUACGGGCAGCAAUUGAGUUGGACGAAGCUCUUUCAUCCUUCAGUGACAGAUUGGAAGAGUUAAAUUUGCCCACUGAUAUCAAAUCAGAAGAGGACUUAAAGAAUAUUAUUGAAGGUAUCAACAAUCACGUGUUGAAUCCUCUCAACUUAUGGCAGUACUACGUUUUUGAAAAAGUCGAAUUGACCGAACAGUUGCAAAAACUUUAUGAAAAAGAGUCUGUCACACCAAGUGAGAUUCCAUCCUCAGUGGACGUGUCUGACUUGACCGCUUUAGCUAGUUUUGUCGUCUCUUCUGCCAGCUUGCAUGGUAAAGCCAUAUUUGAGGAUAGAUUUUCUAACAAAUUAGAUCCCGCAAAGUUUCUUGGUAUAUUGUUGACUUUGGUACAGAAGAAUGAGACCCUGUUUGAAGAGAUUGCCGACAAGGCCUCACAUAUAGUGGACGAAAUUAACUUGAAGUUGUACGCGCAAUAUGAUGAUGAUGUUGCUUCAAUAAAGACGCAGCUCACAGACAGAAUCCGUUACCUCAGAUUAGCCGAUAACGGGCCGAAAUUGGGGCCUAUUACAAAGAAAAACAGAGUCGCCGAACCUUAUUUUACUAGAUUCACAGACAAACACGGUAAAAAAUGGGCCUUGGCCAAUAAUGGUUGGAUAUGGGGUGGUGAUCCUCUUGUUGACUUUGCUUCAAAUAAGUCUAGGGCUUAUAUUCGCAGAGAAGUUAUUGUUUGGGGUGACUGUAUCAAGUUGAGGUAUGGCUCCGGUCCUCAAGACUCUCCUGCGUUGUGGAAGAGAAUGAUUCAGUACACCAAAGACUGUGCAAAACUAUUUGACGGUUUCAGAUUGGACAACUGCCACUCUACACCUUUACAUGUUGGUGAAGCUUUGUUGGAUGCGGCAAGAUCAGUGAAUCCCAACUUGUAUGUGGUUGCAGAAUUGUUUACAGGUUCUGAAGCCAUGGACAAAAUCUUCGUACAAAAAUUAGGUAUCAAUUCUUUGAUCAGGGAAGCAAUGCAAGCAUGGGAUGUCCAGGAAUUGUCGAGGUUGGUUCAUAAGCAUGGAGGCAGACCGAUUGGGUCUCUUUCUUGGCUUCCUUUGGAUGAAUUCUCGUAUCCUGCUGGAAAAGAACCAAAAACUGGAAAGCAUUUGGGAAGCAACUCCGAGUUGCAAAUUCCACAAGUUCUCACAGCUCAUGCACCUCAUGCUUUGUUCAUGGAUUGUACGCAUGAUAAUCAAACGCCUGCGCAAAUUAGAACCAUAGAGGAUUCAUUGCCUACUGCUGCAUUAGUUGCGCUUUGUUCUUCAGCUAUCGGCACUGUCUUCGGUUUCGACGAGACUUAUCCCGAACUUCUCGAUGUUGUGGGAGAGAAGAGACAAUAUGCUUAUGAUGAUAAUAUUGGAAUUGCCAAAGCAAAAAUGAAGUUGAAUGAAGUUAGAAACAAACUUGCUCUGGAAAGCACUGAUGCCUACGCUGAACAGGAGAUGUAUGUGCAUCACGAGGGCCAGUACAUAACAAUUCAGCGGUACAACACUAGAACCGGUGAAGGUUGGUUUUUGAUUGCAAGGAGUAAGUUCAAUGGGCAUGAAGGAGAGCAAAUAUUGUCUCCUGUCGAUUUGAAAGGAACUGAGAUCAAGUACGAGUUUGGUUACAGAUUGGAGAAAACAGGCGAAUAUUCGCGUGACGACAAAAGAAUAACAGGCAUUCCUACGAAGCUCAUUGACCUUGAAUCUCCCGAAAUCAUCCGUAAUGAAUCUGGCUAUGUGAUCAAGACAGAUGGAAGCUUUGAACCAGGAUCCAUCGCUGUCUUUUCUACUAAAAUUCCCACAGCAAACGAGAACUUGGAUAAGUACGUCAAAGAAGGUGCAAUUGAAGCAUCUUUGGGCCUUAACUUGUACGAUUUGAACGCCAUUUUGUACAGAUGUGAGUCUGAAGAAAGGGAUGCAAGCCAUGGUGCAGAAGGCACUUACAAUAUCCCGGGAUCUGGCCAAUUAGUGUACGCUGGGUUAGAAGGAUGGAUUCUGGUUUUAAAAGAUGUUAUUUGGAAUAAUGAUCUUGCUCAUCCAAUCUGUAAUCACUUGAGAGAGGGAUUUUGGGCAGCAGACUACGUGGUGAAUCGGUUGGACAAGUAUGCCAAAGAAUCGGAGGCAAUUGGCAAAUUCCGUGACUGGAUUAAGUCUCGUAUGGAUGCUAUCAAGGAAGUUCCAUACUACUUACGGCCUCAUUACUUUGCCCUCGUGGUUGGUGUUGCUUAUGAAGCUGCCCGCUUCAGAGCUUUGGCGCAGAUGGAUGAUAAGAUAAAAAAUGCUACAAACUUUGUUCAAAGUUUGGCAUUGACCUCUGUUCAAAUGUGUGGCUUCAUGAACAAUACAUCACUUUUGCCUGAUAAGAAGGUGGCUUGCCUCGCUGCUGGUCUUCCGCAUUUUAGUACAGAUUAUAUGAGAUGCUGGGGUCGUGAUGUAUUCAUUUCUUUCCGAGGGCUCUUAUUGGUUCCAGGAAGAUUUGAUGACGCCAAGCAGCAUAUUCUCGGUUUUGCUAAGACCUUGAAGCAUGGAUUGAUUCCUAAUUUACUUGACGCUGGAAGAAACCCAAGAUACAAUGCAAGAGAUGCUGCAUGGUUUUUUACUCAAGCUGUCCAAGAGUAUGUGAAAUAUGCUCCAAAUGGAGAAAGAAUAUUGGACGAGAAAGUGAGCAGACGGUUCCCAUUGGAUGACACUUAUAUUCCCUGGGAUGACGAAAAGGCUUUCAGUUACGAAACAUCUAUCAGAGAUAUUCUCUACGAGAUUUUGCUGCGUCACGCGAAGGGGAUCAAAUAUAGAGAAGCGAAUGCGGGACCAAAUCUUGAUCUGCAGAUGAAAGAUGAAGGGUUCAAUGUUGAAGUUUCUGUUCCCCUCACAACGGGACUGGCCUCGUCCACGGUGGAUCCC